Molecule: messenger RNA, 4847 nt
Organism: Antechinus flavipes (yellow-footed antechinus)
Lineage: Eukaryota; Metazoa; Chordata; Mammalia; Dasyuromorphia; Dasyuridae
Gene: EFCAB8
Product: EF-hand calcium binding domain 8
Exons: 28
Coding region: 105-4031 (1308 amino acids)
Molecular function (GO): protein binding
Source: RefSeq, a predicted model, not a curated record
CAAAAAGGCACUUGACACUCAAAUGAACAAGCCUCUUUUUGCAAAGUCCAGCAGAAGUAGCUGGUGAAAGUCACUUAACACAUGGUCAAGUAAAACAUCUGAGGAUGAAAAAUUCAAAGAAAGCACCUCAUCUUGCAAGGUCAAAGAAAACAUUUAAAAAUGAAAAAUCCAGAAAACAUACCUUCUAUUGCAAGUCUAAAUCAGAUAGAUCAAGAAAGAACCGAUUUAAAUCUGAGACAAGUAUAAGUCGUCAGUCUUCCUGCUCUCAGCCAGAUAAAGAAUCAUGUAUUAUUAACCAGGAAAAACUACAAAUGUUGGAGAAAAUGUUUGAAAAAACUGCAGAUGCCGCUGGAGCUUUGGACAUGAAAGGUUUUCAAAAGGUGAUGAAGGAGACGUUUUCAUCUGUGACUGAUGAAACCCUGGAUUCCCUGUUCUGGAAAGUGGAUGUAGAUUGUGAUGGUCGGGUGAGCUGGCACAAGUAUCUAGAUUACCUUAUGCGGGAUUUCAAAGGGAAGGAAGAGAAGGCCGAAGACCAGUAUCGACUGCGACUCCAACCUCCUAUGAAGAUUAUUCCAUUGAAUCAUGGACAUGAGAUUGUGAAGUUGCAAUUCUUAGCCAGUCAGUUUCAGGGAUCAUCUGGGCGCUUCCUUACUGUUACCAAAGAUGGGAUCCUUCAGUUCUGGGAUGAAUCCUUCAUGCUGCUUCAGACAGUUCAUCUGGACCAGUCACAUCGCCGCCAUAACCUGCAGAUGUGGGUCAACGACAUGGUAUGUCUGACUAAUAUCAACUUGAUAGCCAUUGCAUCUACGGAUCAGGAUUUAGAAUUCUUUGAUAUUUCUGGAAACAAAUGCCAAAAGACUUUUAUUUUUAUUGACCUGGACAGCUGUGCUGUAGUUAUGGAUUACUGGACAGACCAGCAUAAAGCCGUGUUUUGUGUUGGUGAUACAAAGGGCAACGUCCUCAUCUUUGUCUCUGAUGAUGUUGCAGAGUCUGGAUUGUUUCACCCAUAUAUCUUCCAGACCAAAGGAAGGAUUGAUCUCCAGAGACCAGAAUCAGGCUCUUCUUAUAUCAAAAUUUCUAUGCAGAAUCUUUUAACUAAAAAGUCUAAAAUUCAUAGAAGUUAUCGAUUGAAGGCAAUUCACGCCAACUGGUGUCAACAGAUCAAGUUCAUCCCCGAGCUGAAUGUGGUGGCCUCUUGCUCAGACAUUGAUAGUACAGCUAUGGUCUUAAUAAUUGUGCCAACUAGAGCUGAUCAUCCGAAAACUUCCACAAUGACUCUGAGGAAGGGAAUUCUUUGUUUCGAUUACUGUCCAGACAGGAACUUCCUUGUGACUGGUGGUUAUGAUCCAAUCAUUCUCCUGUGGAAUCCUCUCUUCAUAAAGAAGCCCAUAUGGCAGAUGAAGGGACACCAGACCUCAGUGACUCAUGUUAUUGUGAAUGGAAAAAGCAACUGCAUCAUUAGUAUCUCCAGAGACAAAAAUAUCCGUCUGUGGUAUAUACACAACCUUCUGUGUUUCCAGUCCUUUUCAGGGAAAUUUUUUGCCCUGGGAAAUCAUCCUAUAACCUGUGCUUAUUUCCACAAGGCUAAUGACACCUUUGUUUGUGGUACCUAUUCGAUUGGGAUUCUUACUGGCUAUCUGGAAGCCCAGGAAGGGACCUGGAAAAUACAGGAAGUUUCUACAACCCACCAUACAGUUGUGUGUGGAGUCCUUUAUAGCAAGACUGUCAAGCAGGUGGUGAGCGGUAGCCUGAAUGGCUUGAUAAGAGUGUGGGAGUUGGUGACAGGGAAGAAGGUGAAAGAGUUUCCAGUAUCAGAGUCCAAGGAUGUGGAGCUCACAGCGAUGGCCCUGGAUGAGCUGGAGCGGUGCCUCCUCACCGGCAUGAGAAAUGGGACAGUCAAGAUGUGGAAUUAUAACCUCGGGGUCUGCCUGUUGAACUUUCCCAAUCCAGACCAAAUGGAGAUCAAUGGAAUCAUUCAUGUGAAUGGGAUAUUCUAUGUGGCAGGGUGGAAUAAGAGGAUCACUUGGUACCUGUAUCAAAACAAAGAAGUAAUCCCCCUGUUUGACCACUGGCCUUACUUUCACACUGAUGAUAUCCUGUGUCUGGCCAAAUACCAUAGCAACAUCCUGGGAUCAGCUUCCUAUAAUGGUGACAUCUUCAUCUGGAAUGUUAGCUGGGGGAAGCCCUUUGUUCAUUUCAAUGCUUCAAAGGGUCCCCUGGCCUUGAAGCCCAUCAAGGUCUUCAAAGAGGAGGAUCGUGUGACACUUGCUGAUUUGGUGAACAAGAAUACUGGGGGCAAGAAGUCCUGGGCAAAAAAGUCCCUCUGGAGGCCCAUAAGUGGGGCUUCUUCCCAGACUCAGAAACAUGAGAUCCGCAGAAACCUGGCCUCUGCCCCACCUGCGUUGAGAUACACAGAAGGAAAGAGUGCAAAGGAGUUAUCAAUCCAAUCCAAAUUGCAGAAACCUUGCAGCGGUGUCAACUCUAAGCCAGUGAAUGGAAUGAGACCUCAAAGCAAAACUUGGAGCAAAAAUAAGCAGAAAGAAAAUGACGAUUAUACUAGGCAGAAAGAAAAGAAAGACACAAUGGCGUCUGUGGAGAAGAUCAUUUUCCUGCCCACCCGGCUUCGGACCCCCCGCACAGCCACCCUUUUGAGUAGUGCCGGCAAUGGCUAUAUUUAUGCCUGGUCAAUUCAUGACCGAGGGGGCAUGCUGGGAAAAUUCCAGCCAGCAGAAAAUCAAUACCAGGAUUCAAUUGUUGGUGCCAUGGCCAGUGAUGAAAAGGACUGGAUACUAAUAACUGGAGACUCCAAAGGGUACCUCAAGAUCUGGGACAUCAAGGAUUACUGUAGACUGCCCACUGAACAGAAGAUAUCCCUUGCCUGGGAAGAAAAACUUGCUCAGGAAAAUAUUUAUCGGAAUUUAAUUCCUACACAUAACCGAGUGGAAACACAACAAGAACUCCCGGAGACUGAAGAGGUCUUUGGUGGCCAUGUCGUUUCCCUAAUCCCUCCAGAGCUCCUGAUUUCCUGGCAGGCUCAUGAUAAGGGGGUGACUAAUAUUGCCUUUGGGGAGCAUUUCCAUGUGAUCAUCAGUGCUGGUGCAGACUUUAAUGUCAAGGCCUGGAAGAUCUCUGGCGAGGCUAUUGGAACCUUUGGCUUGAGCAUUUGGAGACGGCUUGUGCCUACGGGAACGAUUGACUACUCCCCCAAAUCAUCAUUUGUCAUAGAACCAACAGAAAUGCCUGAGAUAAAGGAGGUCUCUGACAAACAUGAUGACUACACUAAAAUCCUGACACAGCAGCGGAAAGAUCAGAGAAAGAUAAUGUCCCUUCUGCACAGCAAGUCUCCAGAGGCCAUGGACAAACUAAGGAAGCUGGCUGAGCAGAGUAUGCUGGGAUCUGUCGAAGCUGGUGAAGGGGUGGAAGACUCUUGGAUAGAAUGGGAGACUUCUGGGAUUCUGAGAAGCGACAUCGUUGGAAAGGCCUAUAAACCAAAGGACCGGCGACGUAUACCAAAGGUUGAGAUGACGCCAGUGAAGUUUUUGAAGGAAAAAGAGAUUUCUCCUUGGGUUUAUAAAAACCUCCCUUGCAAAGACCUGCAAGAUUUGAGCCGAUCCAACAUGGCCAUCAUGAAAACAACUCAAACUCCAAGGAAAAAAAAUGUAUGGUUAAUCACCCAGCACAUGAUCAAGAACCUUUCUGUGGCCAGACAGUUCAUGGAUACUCCCACCCGGUCACAGAGCUUCUCUUUCUCCAGUCCACUUUUAUCCAAGAAUUCCUCAUUCACCUCAUUAUCAUCUUUGAAGCUGUCUGCGGUCUCCUCUGUUUCUUCGUUAAAGCAGUCAUCGAUUUCUUCAGCAACAGCAGCCUCAAAGAAACAAUUACGUUGUUCCUUAGUGUCUCCCAAGAAGAAGGCACCUUCAAGUUCUACUAUAUCCAUUGCUACCAAGUCAUCCAUGACAAUCAGUACAGUAUCUUCAGUAAAGUCUUCAACGCUAGCCUUAAAGCCUUUGAAGUCAAUCCUUAAAGGGUGACCUGGGCAGACUACCAGCCCAAGCUCCUUCUCUCAGCGAGGUGAAUUAUAGGAAAUGGAUGGACUCUUUACUUUAUCAGGCCAAUUAAAGUGUGGACUUGAUUGCCCCACUCAACCCCCCCCAUAUCCCUUUCCAGAAUUAUUUCCCUCUCUCACUGAGAUCUCUAUGCCACUUCUUCAGGAGAGAGAAAUAAAUUUUGUUCUGGGGUUCCUUCAUGCUCUCAGAUUAAGUUGUAUUACCCUGGGAGGUGUGGGGACAGGGGAGGAGUCUUUUUCUCAGAGGGAAGCUUCACUGUCUCUAAGCCCAUUUAUCCUAUUCAUUAAUAGGACCAUUGAGAGUAUGUCUGAUAUGACUAUGUACAUAUGGCCUUUAUAAGGGCAAAGAAUGUAGCUCUGUGAUAGAGACUUUAAAAAGUUUACCAGAUUCUUUUUGAGUCCUCUGAUGUUCAAGAAUAUUUUGACACUGAUCUCCUGGCUCUUCUUCAAACAAUAUAUUCUCUCUUUUGGUUCUGGGUAUUUUCUCUGGUUAGCUCCCAUUUCUGGAAUGUCUAUUCCCUGGUUUCCUUUAAGUCCCAACUAAGGUUCCACAUUUUACUGGAAGCCUUCCCUAGCUUCUUUUAAUAUGAGUGCUUUCCUUCAGUUAAUUAUCUUUUAUCUUGAACAUAGUUUGCUUAUAUAUAUUUGUUUGCAUGUUGUCUCCUCCAUUAAAUUGUGAGCCCCUUGAGGGCAGAGACUGUUUUUUGCCUCUUUUUCUAUUCCCAACAUUUAGAACAGUGUUUUGUUUGUAGUAGGAAUUUAAUAAAAUUUAUUGAUUGAA